Messenger RNA from Xenopus tropicalis (tropical clawed frog), 4165 nucleotides. It is a transcript of the gene man2a1, whose product is annotated as mannosidase, alpha, class 2A, member 1. NCBI's taxonomy places the organism in Eukaryota, Metazoa, Chordata, Amphibia, Anura, Pipidae. Gene Ontology annotation, biological process: mannose metabolic process; carbohydrate metabolic process. Gene Ontology annotation, molecular function: carbohydrate binding; alpha-mannosidase activity; mannosidase activity. Gene Ontology annotation, cellular component: Golgi membrane. The record is from RefSeq and is marked provisional.
GGCUGCUGUGGCUUUGGCAAGGCUGCUUGUAGCCGCUGAAUGAGCCUAAGGAGUCGGACUGCGGAGCAAUCGCCUUUCCUACCGGACGGAGCCUGUUGCUCAGUGAGGGGAUCCUGUGCAGCAGGCUUUUCCUGUGUGAAGUCCAAGGCGGGCUGAGCUGCGUGCAAAGUGCGCUCCGUGCCCUGGGUUGGUUUGUGCCACUGUGUGUCGGAGCCGGACUCUGCCUUGCAAGUGUGCGCACUGUCCGCUGGAAGUUGUUGGGCCGGUGUGUAUGUGCCGGGGCAGCCCUCCCUCACUGUGAGUGCCGGCGGCUAUAGCAGGGACGUGGCUUUAUCGCGGCUGGGCUGGCGCUGACACUCGCCGGGUGUGGGCUUGUAACAGGACGUACCUAUGCCCCCAAGGACUGCCCCACCUGUAACCCUCUGAUACUGGCGUGCGACUGCCUGCCCCCUGCCUGGGAACAUGAAGCUGAGCCGGCAGAUCACGGUUCUCGGCAGUGCUAUAUUCUGUGUGGUUAUCUUCUCCCUUUACCUGAUGUUGGACAGGGGGCAGUUUGACCAGCCCAAGAGCCCCCGCCGGGAAGGGGCUCUACCCAAGGGUCAGCUGUCAAUAUUACAAGACAAAAUAGAUCACCUAGAGCGCCUUUUAGCAGAAAAUAAUGAGAUCAUUUCAAAUAUAAGAGACUCUGUAAUCAACCUAAGUGAGUCUGUGAAAGAUGGCCAAAAGAACUCAGACUCUCAAAAUUUUAGCCGAGGUUCAUCCUCUCAGCUUGAGCCAUCAGCCCCUGCUUUCCUUCCAAUAAAUAAUGAGGACUGUCAGUUUGCAUCUGUAACUGGAGGCCACAAAUCCAAUGUUCAGAUGUUGGAUGUAUACGAUAUUCUGCCAUUCGAUAAUCCAGAUGGUGGCGUUUGGAAGCAAGGAUUUGAUAUAUCGUAUGAUGAACAUGAAUGGGAUAAUGAACCACUUCAGGUUUUUCUUGUGCCUCACUCCCACAAUGACCCAGGGUGGCUGAAAACUUUUGAUGACUAUUUCAGAGAUCAGACACAGCACAUACUAAAUAAUAUGGUUAUUAAGCUGCAAGAAGAUAAAAACAGAAAGUUUAUGUGGUCUGAGAUCUCCUACUUUUCCAAGUGGUGGGAUGGUAUUGAUAACCAAAAAAAGGAAGCAGUUAAAAGGUUGAUUGAACUUGAACAGUUUGAAAUAGUAACAGGUGGAUGGGUAAUGCCUGAUGAAGCUACUCCUCACUAUUUUUCCUUGGUUGACCAACUUAUAGAAGGACAUCAAUGGUUGGAGAAAAAUUUGGGUGUAAAACCAAAGUCUGGUUGGGCCAUCGAUCCAUUUGGACACUCACCUACUAUGGCCUACAUUCUGAAAAGCUCAGGCUUGUCAAACAUGCUUAUCCAGAGAGUUCAUUAUUCCAUUAAGAAAUAUUUUGCUUCAAAACAAACGUUGGAAUUUUUUUGGAGACAAAAUUGGGAUCUGGGUCAUAGCACGGAUAUUCUGUGCCAUAUGAUGCCAUUCUACAGCUAUGAUGUCCCUCAUACAUGUGGACCUGAUCCAAAAAUAUGCUGUCAGUUUGAUUUCAAGCGUCUUCCUGGUAGCCGAGUUAGUUGUCCUUGGCGAGUUCCCCCAGAAGUUAUAAAUGAGGGAAAUGUACAACACAGAGCUUGGAUGAUUCUGGAUCAGUACAGGAAAAAAUCGAAGCUCUAUCGUACAAAGGUGCUUUUGGUCCCUUUGGGUGAUGAUUUUCGGUAUACUGACAGCCUAGAAUGGGAUCAGCAAUAUGAGAAUUAUCAAAAGCUGUUCAGUUACAUGAACUCUCAUCCUGAGCUGCAUGUUAAGGCACAAUUUGGGACGAUCUCAGAUUAUUUCAAAGCUCUACGGAAAGCUGGCAAUGUUGAUGAUCCAAAUAGUCAAUCAUUCCCAGUUUUAAGUGGGGAUUUCUUUACUUAUGCGGACAGAGAUGAUCAUUACUGGAGUGGUUAUUUUACUUCUCGUCCUUUCUAUAAACGGCUUGAAAGAGUCAUGGAAUCUCAUCUCAGAGCUGCAGAAAUCCUUUACUCUUUUGCGCUUGUGCAAAUGAACAAAUUUGACAAACUUCAAAGUUUUCCAUCAGUUGAGCACUACAAACUGCUCACUGAGGCAAGGCGGAAUUUGGGACUUUUCCAGCAUCAUGAUGCUAUCACGGGAACCGCUAAGGACUGGGUGGUUGUUGAUUAUGGAACAAGGCUUUUUCACUCGCUUAUGAAUUUAAAGAGGGUGAUAAUAGAUGCUGCGCAUGUUCUUGUUCUGAAAGAUAAAGAUACAUAUGCCUACAAUCCAUCAUCUCCUUUCUUCAGCAUGGAUGAUGUGCAACCAUCACAGGACUCAUUACCUCAGAAAACUGUUAUAAAGAUCACGGAGAUUCCCAGGUACUUAACCGUUUAUAACCCUACAGAGCAGGAACGAUAUUCAGUGGUUUCAGUGUAUGUAAGUUCAUCUAAAGUCAAAGUUAUCAGUGCAUCCGGAAAGGCUUUAAAAGCUCAGAUUAGUGCAGUCUGGAAUGGGGAUUCGGCUCCAUUACAGGACAUGUACCAGGUGUCAUUCCUGGCAUAUUUACCUGCUCUUGGCCUUGCAGUCUACAAGUUGGUGGAAGCAGAGAAUUCUGAAUCAAUCAAGGCAGAUUAUACAAUCUUUGUACAAGGAAAGCACAAAAAUAUUAAUUCAGAUGGAAAUUUUAGGAUAAAGGAAGUUAACAUUGUUGUGGGUGAUGUAACCAUUGAAAACACCUACUUAAAACUUUGGUUUUCAUCAUCUGGACUUCUAGAGAAAAUACAGAGUAAAGAAGAUGGAAAAACUCAUGGUGUGAAAGUUGAUUUUAUUUGGUACGGUACAACAAAUAACAGAGAUAAAAGCGGAGCUUAUCUAUUUCUGCCUGAUGGCGAAGCGAAGCCCUAUAUAAAUGCUGAUCCACCAGUUGUGAGAGUGACGCAUGGAAGCAUUUUCAGUGAGGUUGUGGUCUUCUUCAAGCACUUGACACACACCGUACGCCUUUACAAUGUACAUGGCCUUGAAGGACAGUCUCCUGAAAUAACAAAUGUUGUAGACAUCCGAGGAGAAUUCAACCGGGAGAUUGUGAUGAGGAUAACCUCAGACAUAAACAGCAAACAUAGGUUUUAUACUGAUCUGAAUGGAUACCAGAUUCAGCCCCGGCGCACGUUAAGUAAAUUGCCUAUUCAAGCUAAUGUUUACCCCAUGACAUCAAUGGCAUAUAUUCAGGACGAUGCUAGCCGAUUAACACUUCAUUCUGCACAGUCUCUCGGAGUUGCCAGUUCAAAAAGUGGUCAGCUAGAGGUUUUCCUGGACCGAAGACUGAUGCAGGAUGAUAACCGUGGUCUUGGCCAAGGAGUUCAAGAUAACAAAAUCACAUCAAAUUUGUUCAGAUUACUUUUGGAGAAAAGAUUUGGAAAAGAUGAGAAAGAAGAUGAAAAACCGGUUAGCUACCCAUCUAUUUUGAGUCAUAUUACUUCAAUGUUUUUAAAUCAUCCUGUAAUACCGAUGGCUGCAACUUCAGAUUCAGGAUCGUCAGUGCUGCUUAAUGCCUUUUUGCCUCUGACAUCAUCAAUGCCUUGUGAUGUUCACUUGCUUAAUUUGCGUACGAUACAAGCAAAGGUGGGGCCUAUUCCAUCAGAUGAGGCAGCACUUAUACUUCACAGAAAAGGAUUUGACUGUAAAUUCUCAAAUAAAGACCUUGGACUGCUAUGUUCAACAACUCAGGGAAAGGUUUCAGUCCAUCGACUUUUUAAUGGAUUUAACAUUGAGAGUUUAAUUCCAUCCUCUUUAACCUUGAUGCAUUCAUCUUCUAAUUCCAAAAACACAACUGAAAUCAGAAUCAGCACCAUGGACAUAAAAACAUUCAGAAUUAAACUGAGGUGAACUCUGCUCUUGGCAACAGCGGCAUCUCUUUUGUUUAACAUGCAAUAAGGAAGCACGUUCCUAGGCCAGCUUCUGGACACUGUGAGAGUUUGCAUUUUGUGCACUGAUGGCCAACACCUCCAAAAAGCCAUCUUAUAGGCUUAUUUCAUAUGUUCUAUAUAGAACCAUUUCUAAAUCUCAGGUUUAAUCCAUUCAUGAUUUCCUUUCCUAUGUGCUUUGGCUCUUUUUUCAUUUGAGACAGAAAAAAAAA